Messenger RNA from Lachancea sp. 'fantastica', 2448 nucleotides. The record is from the annotation of a GenBank genome assembly. Lineage: Eukaryota; Fungi; Ascomycota; Saccharomycetes; Saccharomycetales; Saccharomycetaceae.
AUGCCACCAAAUGAGCACAACGACGCUUCUGUGGUAUCUGACGUGGAAGGUCUUCAAAACCUCCCGUACUCGGACGUCGAAGAUGCGAGCAUAGAUAAUACCCGAAAACGUCAAAAACGUCCCGGUUUUGCCUGCGUUCGAUGCAGAAGACGCCACGUCAAAUGUCCCGGUGGCCAGCCAUGUUCCAAGUGUGUCUCUGCCAAAGUAGAAUGUGAAUACCUUGAGCCAAACAAAAAACUGGUGGUCUCGAUGAAAUACUUGCAAAAACUACAAACAGAUUUGGCCGACCUCAAGCGUGAAAAUGUCAAUUUGCAAGCAAAGGUGAACCAAAAAGUCUCCUCCAAGAACGAAACUGUGGCCUCAAACAAUGGGAAUGCAGCUCCAGACGUGAAAUUUCAAGAAAAUUCCGUGGAUGAUAACUUGGAUGACGAAGAAAUUGUGCCCAAUUUUGCAGAAAGACGUGGCAGACUCGUGGCCUCUAGAACUGGCCAACAGUAUUUUGUGGGUUCUUCGUCUAUGACUCUUUUUGGGCUCGAAAUUCAGUCGUUGAUCCCAAAAAGUCUGACCAAAAGGUUCGGGGAUCAAGAUUUCAGUUCUCUUCAAGAUAACACUUCGAUAGAUGCCAGUUUGCCCACUGAACAGAUCGAUGAAGUUUUGCAAGAAGAAGGCAAUGCAUACAAAAUUGUUCUAUCAAAGAAUGACGGUGACGAAGACGUUAGCGUACACUUCACGCUUCCAUCGUAUUCAUAUUCAGUGUUGCUCAUUGAUACCUUUAUUACCUACAAUGACGGCUGUUUUUAUUUUUUUAACGAGGGAAUAGUAAAAGAAGAGGUCAAAAGCAUCUACGAGGAAUCUUCUAGCUCAAACGAUAACACAUUACAGACCAUUUGGUUUUGUAAGAUUCUUUUGAUUUUCGCCACGGGAGAAAUGUACUUGGGCAUUUCCAACAACACAAACGGCACCAAGACCAGUUCCAAAGACAGCACCAGAUUACCGGGAUCUGGGUUCUUUGAGCAGGCUUCGAAGAUAUUCAGCUGUCUCUUCACCAGUGGCCGUAUCGAGAACGUCACCAAACAAGGUGGAUUGGAGGUAAUGCUACUUUACGCCUUCUAUCUGCAGGUUGCUGAUUGUACGGUGUCUUCCUACUUUUAUUUCGGGCAAGCCUUGCGCGCUUGCCUCAUUAUGGGAUGGCAUGUUGAUGCUCAAAGGGACACUUUAAGUCGUUUCGAACUUGAACAUCGUCGUCGUCUGUGGUGGACUGUUUACAUGUAUGAAAGAAUGCUUAGUAGUAAGGCAGGCCUCCCACUAAGUUUUGAUGAUGAAAGUAUCACCACUGAGCUACCAGGGGAUUUCAACAUGACGAAUCCACCACGAAAUUGCGAACACUACAUUUUUCCAGAGGCAGAAUACAUCACGAAUUGCGUCAAGAUUACGCAGAUCAACUCUAAAAUCUUGAACAAGCUUUAUCAAAGACUACCAACUUCAAACAUACUUCCCACCUUAAAAGAGAUCGUCAUUCAACUUUUGGAUUGGCGAAAAGAACUUUCUCAUUUUCUCCAAGUAGAUUUCGCCCAGAAAGACUUCAAAAUCCCUAGGCUGCAUACAAACAUAUUCACUGAAUACUUCCAAGGGAUGAAUCUAGCAAUACGGCCUUUGCUUUUCCAUUUUGUUUCCUUGACACUGAAAAAUUGGCAUAUCAGUGCUAAUUAUAUCAAUCUACCCAGCUACUCGAAGACCAUUUCAUCAUUGUUGAACUGCUCCCUUCAAGCGUCAAUCAGCACUAUAAAAUGCUUGUGGUACUUAAUGAAUCAAAACAUGGUCGCUUUAUUUGGCUAUAUGGAUCGCGAAUAUCUGUUCACCUCGGCGUGCACACUUUUGCUUUUCAAUGCGGCGUUUGGUAUAUUCGAGCAAACUGCUGAACACCUUGACCAUGCCCUUUUAAUAUUUACCAAAAUGCGCAACUUGGGCAAUAAUCCAGCUGGCCUGCGACGAGCUCAAAUACUAAAGCUUAUGUGCAAUCUGGAUUUUCGAGGUACAAUGAAGGAACUGAUAAAAAAACAUUACGACGACCUGAAGCCUGAUGCGCAUUACGAAAACCAAACUUACAAGGAGGCAAACAUCAUAUCCAUUCCUGUGACCGAGACGUCCAGGGCUCGCUAUCCUCUCUCUUCGAAACAGCCAACAAGUAAGCCUAAUCAAGUUUCGAGAGAUGCUGGCACAGACAUCGUUGAGAACAAUUCUAGUUCUUUCGAACCGAUGUCAUUAGAGACUACCAGCGAUAUUCAAAAAUUUCUGGAUGGCCUGGAAAAUAUUGAAGCAUUCGAAAGUGAGUUAUGGACAGAGAUUUCCAAUCGGGCCAUGUGGCUGGGAAGUGGAGCUAACUCCACUGCGCCAAUUGAUGAAGACAACAUUUUCAACAACUUAUAUGGUUCUAACCGUGGCUCUUAA